UUUCUUCUCAUUUCAACGUAGUCCAUAAUCAAAGACACGACGCCGUUUCGAAGAAGAACUUGUCCCGAAUUAGUACGUCCCUCUUCUUCUUGUUGAAAUAAUCUUCUCCAUUCUCUAGUCUCUUGAAGAUCACCGCGCGAAAAAAGAGAGAGAAAGAGAUGCAUCUAUGGCCCUCAGCGACGAUCAGAGACUCCUUCAAGCUUGCUUACCUGAGAAAGCUCGAAUGGAACCUCCAGAGAAUGAAAAGCGAAAAAGAAUCAUCAGCUUCCGUCAAUCAGAAGCUGUUAGAUAGCCAAGAAGGCGGAGUCCAACAGUCGAAUAGCCAAGAAGGUGAAGUCAAUGGAAAAGUGGCGGAAGUGCCCAAUCCAAAGGCUCAUGGAGUGGUCCUUGGACUUUGCAGAGAGAUCCUGAUGCUUCUCUCCUGUUGCUUCUGUUGUUUCUGCUGUGGAGCUUGUGCAGGGGAAGAUGCUGAUCCUGUCUUCUGAUGACAAGAAUUUAGGAAUUGAAUUUCAAGGAAAAUAUUAUGUAGUCUUUUUUUCUUUGUUUAGUCUGAUAUGUACAGUCUACACUAAUAGAACGUCAAUCUUCAUUGUUCAGACAAAGAUGAUUCAAGGAAAAUUUUAGUUCUUGUUUCAA
Prunus mume (Japanese apricot) is the source of this 636-nucleotide messenger RNA. RefSeq lists its product as uncharacterized. Lineage: Eukaryota; Viridiplantae; Streptophyta; Magnoliopsida; Rosales; Rosaceae. The record is from RefSeq and is a predicted model, not a curated record.